AUGCACACUGGUGGUCUUGCUCAAAUGUCUCACAACAGCUUCACUUCGCAACCCGGCCUGGCCAUGCCUUCGGGCGGCCUUGCCUCGCGCCGUGGUGGUCAGAACAUCAAGCCCCUCUCGUUCGAGUCUAUGAGAACCACCGACACCAAAGACAACGGUGUCCCCACCCCUCGAACCAGCCGAUCCCACCUGCUCGCGGGCCUCAGAACGGCGCCCAAGUCGGCCACAACUGGUAACUUCCCUGCCUCGGCCACUUCUGCUCUGCCUGCUGCCCACUCCAUGCACGGCAGCAAGGGUGUCUCCACAGGCAUGUACGCCGCCCACGAGGGUUCCUACGCUGGUCCCAAAACCUCGCUCCCCCGCCUCGCGACUCAACAGCAGCAGCAGCAGCAGCAGCAGUACCCGCAGCAGCAGCAGCAACAACAGCACCAACAGCAGCAGGGAUACGGCCACAUGAUGAUGGGCGGCGGUCAGCACUACACUGCUGAUCAAAUCCUGGCUCCCCCGGAGUUGCACCUCGACGAGCAGAUCCAGGAGCAGAUGGACCCCGACAUGUAUGCUCGCCUCGUUGCCACCAACAUGUACCUGGCCCAGCAGCAGCAGCGUCUACAGCAGCAGCUUAUGAACAUCCAGGCUGCCGCUCAGCAGUUCCAAGGUCUGAGUUUGAAUGGCCAGCAAGGUUUCCAGCAGCAGUUGGCGUUGCAAAACUUGAUCCAGCAGCAGCAGCAACUGAAGAACCUUCAGCAGUCCAUGGCGACUAUGCAGCACCAACACCAGCAACAGCAGCAGCAGCAGCAGCAGCAGCAGCCUCAACAGAACAUAUACACCUACUUUGACCCGGCCACGGGUCAGCAGGCCUACUAUGUCGAUCAGAACCAGGCUCAGUACAACAACGUCUACAUGGACCAGCCUGCUACCCCGCAGAACAUGUCCUUCCAGCAGCAUAUGGCCACCCCGCGUGUUGAGGUUUCACCGCCUCCCAUGGAGAACGAGAGACCCUUCUUCCGCAGCAACUCGCCGCCCAAGAAGCUCGAGUUGACGGCCGAGCCAACUCCUCUCCCCCCUCCCUCCGCCAACGCUUUCCGCCGAGGUCAUAAGAAGGCAUCCUCCAUUGCGAACCAGAAGGGUCUGUCUCUCGCCACCGAUGAGGCCAACAGGGCAGCAGGACCUAGGACCGCUCCUUUCCCUCUGUCGCCUCUGCCAAACGGGUAUGGCCCUGGACAGGCGCGUGCUGGCCAGCAUCCUGUUCGUCAACCCCGGGGACCUCCUGCCAUUGAUGAGCUGCGCAGCAAGCCGACUGCCAAGCAUGAGGGCAGCAAGAAUUUUGCCGCCCGCACCCGACGUUCCGCUGUCCACAAUCUCGUCCGAGCCGGCAUGGAGAGACGCAAGGGCACUAGCAGUAGCUCUGGCAGCACAAGCCCCGUCUCCGAAAGUGCCGAGGAGGCUGGCACCCCUCUGACCGAUGACAUGUCUGACUCUGGCCUCAGCGGUUCUGGCAGUCUCUCGGGGGAUCUCGAGACCCACAAGCCCAUCAAGGUGACCACGCGUGUUGGCUGGGGUGCCAUCGGCUCUGACCGUCCCAGCUCGCGCCAGAAGUCCCGUAAGAGCGUCGAAAGCCUGUCCAGUGCUUGCGAGAGUGACCACGGCAGCUUUGCCAGCGUAUUCAAGCAUGGUGGGCCAAGGGCCAGCAAGCCCGAAACUCCCGAAGGCCAGCGCAAGCCUUCUAUGCUCGUGCUCACCAGCGCCGAAAAGCGCAAGGGUGGCUUGCCUGCAUAA
Messenger RNA from Neoarthrinium moseri, 1776 nucleotides. RefSeq lists its product as uncharacterized. The record is from RefSeq and is a predicted model, not a curated record. NCBI's taxonomy places the organism in Eukaryota, Fungi, Ascomycota, Sordariomycetes, Amphisphaeriales, Apiosporaceae. The coding region runs from base 1 to 1776 and encodes 591 amino acids. The transcript has a single exon.